GCUGAGCUCCGGCUCGUAGCUUUCCUUGGAAAUGGCGGCUUUGUCUGUGUUCGGCAUUACCAGAAGAGGCCUCAUGUGGAUAGUCUCAGGGGCGCCUCGCCGGCAGUUUUGGUUUCCAUCCAGAAAAGAGAAAGAGCCAGUGUUGGCUGAGACAGUAGAAGAGGUGAAGAAAGAACCUAUCCUGGCAUGUCCACCCUUACGAAGCCAAACAUACAUACCACCUGAUGAUCUCCAGAGUCGUCUGGAAUCUUGUGUCAAAGAAGUUUUUGGUCCAUCUGUUCCUAGGAAUUGGCAGGACAUCUCCCUGGAUGAUGGUUAUCUGAAGUUUAGUCUCUUGGCACAUCUAGCUGAUGACUUGGGCCAUGCAGUGCCUAACUCGAGACUUCAUCAGAUGUGCAGAGUCAGAGAUGUUCUUGAUUUUUACAAUGUUCCUGUUCAGGAUAGAUCGAAAUUUGAUGAACUUAUGGCCAAUAAUCUGCCUCCCAAUUUGAAAAUUAGUUGGGGUUACUGAGCAAUUCAGAGGAGGAACACAUUGAAAUCUCUCCCCCACCCCAAGCAAGUUGGAGUUAUCAGACCUUUUGAUAUUUUACCAUGUGAAAUACUACCAGACUCUCCUCUAAACCUGCUUUUUUUAUGGAAGAAUGCGUCAUCUUUUUUUUUUCUUGUGUUAUGAAUUGGCAAAUAACAGGAUUUUUUUUUUUCACAUUUGCUGAAAUCUUUUUUUUUUUUUUU
This is a messenger RNA of Trichechus manatus latirostris (Florida manatee), 732 nucleotides long. RefSeq names its product mitochondrial ribosomal protein L50 (gene MRPL50). Gene Ontology annotation, cellular component: mitochondrial large ribosomal subunit; mitochondrion. The coding region runs from base 32 to 511 and encodes 159 amino acids. The transcript is spliced from 2 exons. The record is from RefSeq and is a predicted model, not a curated record. Lineage: Eukaryota; Metazoa; Chordata; Mammalia; Sirenia; Trichechidae.